AUGAAGAUGAAAAUGAUGAUGGUCUGGGCACCCUGCAGGAAAUGUCUGCAGGUGUUUUUGCUCCUUCUCCUGGUGGCAAAACUAAAGGGCAAGGUAACAGCGCCGGAGCGAGUGCAGGCCAGCGUGGGCAAGCCCUUCACAUUGACGUGCGCCCUCGCCAAGGACCGAGGCGACGCCGUCAAGCACGUGUACUGGCUGGAUGUCAACAACCGCACGCUUCUCAGCUACCAGCCCGGCAACAAAGACAGCGUGAGCAGCCAGCAGCACGUGGAGCUCACACCGUCCUCCAAAGACACCUAUUCCGUCACCAUCCAGAGGGUGAGCUUCAGGGAUGAAGGAUGCUACCUCUGCGUCUUUGACAUGGUCCAGUCUGGAACCAAACAGGGACGCACUUGCCUGACUGUCACUGCAUCGGUGAAUUCGGAUGGCAACAAAACGGCGCUAACCGGGAAAACGGCGACCCUGUCGUGCUCUUAUGGCCUGCCCGAGAAAGUGCAGCAGGUCACCUGGAAGUUCACCGCGGCACCGGGCGGGCUCUCUUCAGACGUGGCGUCCUACGCCGACAAGAGCGACCCCAUGAUCGAAGCCGCCUACCAGGGAAGGGCGUGGCUGAGCGCAUCGCUGUCGGAUAGCACGCUCACCAUCCGUCCCGUGGCCAUCCGGGACGAGGGAUGCUACACGUGCGUGUAUGGCACGUGGGAGGACGGGCCCAAGAGCUCCACCGUGUGCCUUUCAACGUAUGCACUACCCAAACCUCAAGUUAGCUACAAGAGCACGUCAGCCGGCGUGAUCGAGGCCAACUGCAGUGCCGUGUCGCGGCCCCCGGUGGAGAUGGCGUGGAACGUGGAGCGCGACAACCGCACGGUGGGUCCGCCCGUCACCACGCAGCUGCCGCAGGAGGACGGCACCACGCUGGUGAUCAGCACGCUCACGCUGCAGUCCGGAUUGCUCAAGGACGUGUCCGUCAAGUGUCUGGUGCACCACAAGGGCCUCGAAGCGCCCAUCGCUGUGUCCAUGAACACUAAAAUCGGGACAGCGCUAGCCAUUCUCAUCUCAGUGACUACGGUGGCAGCGCUGCUGGUGCUGGCCCUCUGCUUCUGUCUGUGGAAGUGCUUCCUGCGCAAAGAAGGUCAGUUUGUCCCUGAAACUGAAAUAAAGCUGACAGACCUUUUGAACGAUGCAGAUUUGUGCUGUACAACAGCAUCCUCUAGUGGAAAAGACAUGCGAGGCAUCCUCUAA
This is a messenger RNA of Nerophis lumbriciformis (worm pipefish), 1239 nucleotides long. The record is from RefSeq and is a predicted model, not a curated record. NCBI's taxonomy places the organism in Eukaryota, Metazoa, Chordata, Actinopteri, Syngnathiformes, Syngnathidae.